This is a messenger RNA of Ananas comosus (pineapple), 1427 nucleotides long. Its product is annotated as myb-related protein Zm38-like. The transcript is spliced from 3 exons. NCBI's taxonomy places the organism in Eukaryota, Viridiplantae, Streptophyta, Magnoliopsida, Poales, Bromeliaceae. The coding region runs from base 131 to 1111 and encodes 326 amino acids. The record is from RefSeq and is a predicted model, not a curated record.
UAAACCAAAGAGAGAGAGAGGGAGAGUAGUAGUAGUAGUAGUAGUAGUUAACAGUUCUCACCUUCUCCCUUCCCUUCCUUCCUACCUGCAACUAAGGGUUUCCACUCCCCAGUUAACCACCAUUAACUCCAUGGGGAGAUCUCCAUGUUGUGAUGAGAAUGGCCUCAAAAAGGGGCCAUGGACUCCUGAGGAGGAUCAGAAGCUGGUCCAACACAUACAAGCUCAUGGCCAUGGAAGCUGGAGAGCUCUCCCCAAGCUUGCUGGACUCAACAGGUGUGGAAAGAGUUGCAGGCUAAGAUGGACCAACUACUUGAGGCCUGAUAUCAAGAGAGGCAAGUUCUCUCAAGAGGAGGAGCAAACCAUCCUCAGCCUCCAUUCAAUCCUUGGGAACAAGUGGUCGGCGAUUGCAAAGCACCUCCAUGGUCGAACCGACAAUGAGAUCAAGAACUUCUGGAACACCCACCUCAAGAAGAAGCUGAUCCAGAUGGGCUUCGACCCGAUGACCCACAGGCCCAGGACCGACUUCUUCGCUGCGCUACCGCAGCUCCUCGCGCUCGUCAAGCUCCGCGAGCUCGUGGACCAACAGCCAUGGGCCGACCACUCUGCCCGCCUCCAGGCAGAGGCGGCCCAGGCCGCCAAGCUCCAGUACUUGCAACAACUCCUCCAGUCGGCAACCGUAUCCCCUGCCGCCACCACAAGUACUAGUGACCUUGAUCAACCCAUGAGCCUUUUGGGCUCCCCACACAUGGCUUCUUUUCCCUCCUCACUAAUGCCUUCUCCAACUACUACUACCGCCACUCUUUUCCAGAACAUGAGCCAAAUCCCAGAUAUUCAGAUUCCAUGCUCCUUUGACUUUGAUGAUCAGGAGCCCAUGGGCAACGAGGGAAACUGUGGCUCUGACAAUUACAGUGAACCAUAUGGGCAGGGAGAGAAUAGCACCCCAAGAACAGUUUUGCUGUCACAGUCCUCUCUCCCUCCCCUCACUGAUAUUUCCAUCUCCAACCCUGGAGAUGCUUGUAGCACCUCCAGCUGUGGUGGGAGCAGCACCGCUCCCAUCUCUUGGCCUGAUCAGCUCUUGCUUGAUGAUUUCAUGGCUGAGUUUUCUAAUUAGCUUCCUUCUAUUUCUCUUUAACUUUGGUUUUAAUUAGAAUAUUAUGAACCCUACUGCAUGGUUUCUUUUUCUUUUCUUCUUUGCUUUUUGUUUUUUCUUUGCCUCUUUAUUUUUUCCUUUUUCCCCCACUAGCUAGGUUGUGAGUUUGAGUUGAGUGUUACAGGUAUACCAUGCAUGGCUUAUUGGGUGCGCCAAUAUCGCAUGCAAGCUCUUUAUACGUACACUUAAACACUUCGUUUGUACACAAAUAUUAUAGUCGCGCACUCUACAUGUGUAUGUAUGUGUAUAUAUAUAUGUAUGGCUUGGAUUUUGAUUC